GGAGGCCAUGUGCUCUACUCCCUCGGCCUUGGCAUGGGCACCAUCAUCACUUUCUCUUCCUACCAGACUAGAGGUGACAACUACCUCAAGUUGGCCUUCUUUGUGGCCAUGGCCAACCUGGUGACGUCGUUGCUGAGCACAGCCAUCAUCUUUCUGGUGCUGGGCUUCUGGACCACAACCAGCGGGCCCAGCUGUGUUGAGAAGAGUGUCAACAAGCUGGUCGAUCUGAUAAUCAAAGGUGUGCUGUCCCAGGCUGCCUGGCCUCCCCAAGGCAUCAUUCAUAAACCUCCAGUAGAAUACAUGGACUGGAUCAGUCAGCUCCCCAGCCAGCUCCAGGCGGAUGUGGUCCGUUUCUCCCCACCCUGCAGCAUCCUGGUACAGAAGGAAAAGUUCAUGGAGGGCCCUGGCCUGGCAUACGUGGCCUUCUCUCAAGUCAUCUCGCUGUUUCCUGGCUCCUCUUUCUGGGCCAUCAUCUUUUUCAUUGCCCUUGUAAUCAUGGGUCUGGCCACACUGACAACGCUCCUGGAGAGUAUUGUGCUUCCUCUACAGAGAAACAUCCCAACCUUCGAGAAGUAUCCCAAACUGAUACCAGUGACUGUCUGCUUGGGAGGACUUCUGGGCAGCUACGUGGUGUUCCUGUUUGAUGACCACCUGGUCCCUAUGGUCCUCGUCGUUAUUGUGGUGCUCCAGAACCUUUCUCUGGCUUUUGUCUAUGGAAUCAGGAGGUAA
Messenger RNA from Microtus oregoni (creeping vole), 729 nucleotides. Its product is annotated as orphan sodium- and chloride-dependent neurotransmitter transporter NTT5-like. Gene Ontology annotation, biological process: sodium ion transmembrane transport. The transcript has 4 exons. Gene Ontology annotation, cellular component: membrane. The coding region runs from base 34 to 729 and encodes 231 amino acids. The record is from RefSeq and is a predicted model, not a curated record. Lineage: Eukaryota; Metazoa; Chordata; Mammalia; Rodentia; Cricetidae.